Messenger RNA from Monopterus albus (swamp eel), 767 nucleotides. Its product is annotated as nucleoside diphosphate kinase B-like. Gene Ontology annotation, molecular function: nucleoside diphosphate kinase activity. The transcript is spliced from 4 exons. The record is from RefSeq and is a predicted model, not a curated record. NCBI's taxonomy places the organism in Eukaryota, Metazoa, Chordata, Actinopteri, Synbranchiformes, Synbranchidae. Gene Ontology annotation, biological process: CTP biosynthetic process; GTP biosynthetic process; UTP biosynthetic process. The coding region runs from base 190 to 675 and encodes 161 amino acids.
UGGACAAAGACGUGAAAAAAUACGUACAGUAUAUAGUCGACCUCAAACAUGUCGAACUUCAAACUGUUUUAUUCAAUUUCAACUUAAUUACACAUAUUUCCACAGACACCUCUUCCAUUACUGAUGACGUUACCUGCAGUUAGUGUUUGUUUGUUUGUUUGUUUAUGGGUGGAUUAAAAAGAGAACACUAUGUGUUUUUCUGCCGGCAGCCUUCUCUCAGCAGACAUGGAACGUACCUUCAUUGCUGUGAAGCCUGAUGGCGUCCAGAGAGGACUGUGCGGCGAGAUCAUCAAGCGCUUCGAGCACAGGGGCUUCAAGUUGAUUGCUGCCAAAUUCUUGCAGGCCUCUGAGGACCACCUGAAGAAGCACUACCUGGACCUGAAGGACAUGCCUUUCUAUGCUGGACUCUGCAAAUACAUGUCUUCUGGACCCAUCCUCGCUAUGGUGUGGGAGGGACAGAACAUUGUGAAGCUUGUCAGGAUGAUGCUGGGUGAGACUGACCCUGCUGAAUCCAAGCCCGGCAGCAUCCGUGGAGACCUGUGCAUCAACAUCAGCAGGAACAUCAUCCAUGGCAGCGACACCCUGGCGAGUGCCAAGACCGAGAUCGAACUUUGGUUCAAGCCCGAGGAGUUCGUGUCUUACACCCAGUGCUCCACACCCUUCCUGUAUGAGUAAACUGUCUAACCACCAACUACACUCAACUCGUCCCACUUCCCCAACCUCUGUCACACAUGUACCCCCUGCAGUUGAUCCUCUGACUUGGUCUU